This is a messenger RNA of Drosophila nasuta, 1672 nucleotides long. RefSeq lists its product as uncharacterized. The coding region runs from base 78 to 1304 and encodes 408 amino acids. The transcript has 4 exons. NCBI's taxonomy places the organism in Eukaryota, Metazoa, Arthropoda, Insecta, Diptera, Drosophilidae. The record is from RefSeq and is a predicted model, not a curated record.
AAUUGCCGAAACUACACCUCCAACUUCUGUGUUAAUAAUUUGAAGAGAUAAUUUUAAAGAGAAACUACAAAAAAAACAUGUCUACUAAAUACCCAGUGCCGGAUUGGGUACAACCAGAAAUCUUCCUUGAUGUGCUAAAAGAAUCUGUCAAAGGUUUCUCCAAAUUCAAGAGUUUCAAGGCCAGCGCCGCGUUGGCGCCUGGCGAAAAUUACGCGACUAUCAUGCUUCGAGUGAAUAUUCAAGUGGAGCUGGAGGAUGGUUCUGAGAAAGCGGUUUCCUAUAUGUUAAAGCUGCCUCAUCAGUCGGAAAUGUUCCAAAAGAUGUUAGAAGCAAACAAUAUAUUUGAAGCAGAGCGUACAAUAUAUAACACAAUUGUUCCCGAGAUGGAGCAAUUAUAUCGGGAAGAAGUGAAAUUCGGUGCAAAAUCAUAUGACCUGAAAAAUGCGAAGACUGAUUACGUCUUACUCGAGGAUCUAGCUCCUCAGGGCUUUAAGAACAUGGACCGUCGUGAAGGUUUGGACCAGGCACAUACUGAAGCAGCCCUACGGAAGUUGUCGCAAUGGCAUGCUGCCUCCGUUGUACGUGUUGUCAAUAUAGGGCCAUAUCCCGAAAAGUAUAGCAUUGGAUUUUACAAGGAAGAAAAUCGUCCGCUAAUCUCACAAAUGGAUGAAAGCAUGGCGAAGGGUUUUAUAAAGUACUGUGAAACUUUUGAAGACAACCAGGAGUACGUAAAGCUAAUGAAAUCAUUGCAACCAAAGAUCACUGACUUGGGGUUUAAAAUUUCCAAACCAGACGCCAGUGGACUUAGUGUAUUAAAUCAUGGAGACUUUUGGAGUAACAAUAUGAUGUUUACCCAUGAUUCAUUUGAUAAAAUUAAGGAGAUAUACCUGGUAGACUUCCAGAUGCCAAAGUAUGGUACAGUAGCGCAGGAUCUGUAUUAUUUUCUGCUUUCGUCAACAAAGUUUGAGGAUAAGUUGACUAAAUUUGAUUAUUAUAUCAGAUUUUAUCACGACAAUCUUGUGGAAAAUUUAAAGAUUCUUAAGUAUAAAAAACCUCUGCCAACAUUACGUGAAAUCCACCAAUCACUCUUCAAAUACGGAUUCUGGGGUUAUAUUACAGCGAUGGGAAUCAUGAGUGCAGUUUUGGUCGAUCCCAUAGAAACUGCCAGUUUUGAUAAUUUCUUUAACGAUUCCGAGGAGGGUGCCAGUUUCAAGUCAAUGCUCCACUCUAAUCCUCGUUACCAGAAGCAUAUGAAACUUCUUUUGCCUUGGCUUCUAAAUCGCGGUGUGUUUGAGGAACAUUAAAUUGAAUUUAUAUUUAUAUUAUUCUAUGAAGGUAAAUAAAUUGGUAAUAGGUGUUUUUGCACAAUAAACUUCGAUGAGUACAGGUAUUUCAUUUUAGAGUCGAUAACGUGACUCUCAGCGUCGAUAUCAAUAACGGAAAAUUGUUCAAGUACAAUCAAUGAAACCUUUUUUAACUGUUUCCCAGAAAACCUUAUGCAUCAUUUAUAUAUUCAAGUGAAUUUGUCCCAUAAAUUUUGUUGUUUUUGCAAAUAUCGCCAACAGAGCGAAGAACUUGUCAAUUAGUUCAGAAUGAACGGUGAGAGACGGUUAAAUAAUUAGCUAAAAUUGACAUGAAUAUUAAAAAUAAGAGUACUCACAAAAUUUUAUAA